Messenger RNA from Chelonia mydas (Green sea turtle), 6658 nucleotides. It is a transcript of the gene CTNND2, whose product is annotated as catenin delta 2. Lineage: Eukaryota; Metazoa; Chordata; Testudines; Cheloniidae. Gene Ontology annotation, cellular component: cytoplasm; nucleus; postsynaptic density. Gene Ontology annotation, molecular function: cadherin binding. Gene Ontology annotation, biological process: cell-cell junction assembly; cell-cell adhesion; dendritic spine morphogenesis. The record is from RefSeq and is a predicted model, not a curated record. Bases 815 to 4468 code for a protein of 1217 amino acids. The transcript is spliced from 22 exons.
AUGGCUUUCUGUGGGUCUGCGGUGCUGGGCUUUCUUCUCCCUUGCUCGUGAAGCCCCAUUUCAAACAAAGCAACGUGCGCGCCCUGCCGCGUGGGGAUGGGUGUGGAGCGGGGAGGGAAACGGCCCGGCUUCUGUGAGAGGAUGCAAAGGAAAAGGCGGCGGCAGCAGCGCUGAGGCAAGCCUGGCCAAGGAACCCCUCUUCCCCGGCCAGCUCCGCAGCCGCUCCGUCGCACAGCCUGGGCUCUGCCGCUGUCACUCCCCGCCAGCCCGCGGCGCGCGCCUGCCCGGGACCAGGCGGUGCUCGAACGCAGCCCGGGAGGAGCCUCGCGCCCCCUCCUCGCCUGGCGCAGGUGGCGGUGGCGGCGGCGGCGGCGUCUCAGUGAGCGAGAGAGAGCGAGCGCAGCCGCCCGCCCCAGCCGGGCUCAUCAGGCGCGCGCUCCUGCCGGAGAGGGGAGGAGAAGGGAGCGCAGCGGCAGCUGUGACUGUAUCGUCUCCAGCCACAGCCGGCGGCGGAUGUGCCAAGCAGCAGCCGCUGCCCCGGAACGCCGCUGCUGAGCCUGGCAGAGCCCCGGAGGAGGGGGGAGGAAGCCACAGACUGAUCCAGAGACUUUGCCUCCCUAGAAGAGGCGGUGGAUGUGGAGCCAGCCGCUCCCCUCGCAGCCGCCGCCGCCACCAGGCAGUUGUCCCACGGCAGUACCACAACACAAAGCGAAGGAUGCUGCAGCUGGGCAAGGUCAGGACCUUGCACUGAAGCCCGGGGGCGCCGCACACACCUUCCCCACCGGAUUGAGGAUUUGCCUUUUAUUUGCUGUGUAUGCCUGGGAAAAAGCAGGCAGGGUCGACGCCGUUCGGAGCUAUGCCUGUGCCAGACCAGCCCUCAUCUUCUGACAAGACAAGUUCCCUUAGCCCUGUGCUGAAUACAUCCAAUGGGGACGGUUCUGAAACAGAGACAACCUCUGCUAUUCUAGCUUCAGUUAAGGAACAGGAGCUGCAGUUUGAGAGACUGACUCGAGAACUUGAGGCUGAACGCCAGAUUGUAGCCAGCCAACUGGAGAGAUGUAAGCUUGGAUCAGAGACUGGAAGCAUGAGCAGCAUUAGUUCAACAGAAGAGCAGUUUCAUUGGCAAACGCAAGACGGUCAGAAGGAUAUAGAGGAUGAGCUCACAACUGGUCUCGAGCUGGUGGACUCCUGUAUUAGAUCACUGCAGGAGUCAGGAAUACUUGAUCCACAGGACUAUUCAACUACUGAAAGGCCCAGCCUUCUAUCCCAGAGUGCACUUCAGCUCAAUUCCAAACCUGAAGGGUCUUUCCAGUAUUCAGCGAGCUACCAUAGCAACCAGACCCUUGCCCUGGGUGAAACAGCAACAUCACAGCUCCCAUCCCGCAGCAGUCAAGCCAGAGCUGCCAUUCAGAGCUACAGCCAGGGCACAACUAGUCGAGCAGCCCAUUUAGCUGGAUCUGAACCUUCUCAGUCAAGAGAGUCCUUUGUGCCAAGCCAUGGGAGCGCGUUCCAUUUGCCUGAUUCCCAGCAUUCUUCUACCCUUUAUUACUCCAGCUCCACUCUGCCAGCCCAGAGAGUGAGCUCCCCGCUGUCCAUGCAGCAGGUGGGCUCUCCAACCAAGCUCCAGCGGGUGGGUUCAGCAUCGGAGAGCGCUGGAUACAGCACCACGCAGCGGGUCUCUUCUCCCAAGCAGUCUCCAAGCCGGCUAGCCAAGUCUUACAGCACCAGCUCACCAAUCAAUAUUGUUGUGUCUUCAGCUGGACUUUCUCCUUCCCCAAUUCGUGUGACGUCUCCACCCACCAUCCAGUCUAAUAUUUCCUCCUCUCCUAUACAUCAGCUAAGCUCCACCAUUGGCACUUAUGCUACUCUGUCUCCUACCAAACGGCUGGUCCACACAUCAGAUCAGUACAGCAAGCAUUCCCAGGAACUAUAUGCCACUGCUACACUACAGAGACCUGGCACCCUAGCAGCUGGGUCUCGGGCAUCUUACAGCAGCCAGCACAGCCACCUUGGCUCUGAAUUAAGGGCACUGCAGUCUCCAGAGCACCAUAUAGAUCCUAUUUACGAAGAUAGAGUGUAUCAGAAGCCCCCUAUGAGGAGUCUCAGCCAGAGUCAGGGGGACCCUCUGCAACCAGCACAUACAGGCACUUACCGCACUAGCACGGCCCCAUCUUCCCCUGGUGUCGACUCCGUACCCUUACAGCGCACAGGCAGUCAGCACGGCACACAGAACGCAACAUCGACCUUCCAGAGGGCCAGCUAUGCUGCAGGCCCAGCCUCCAAUUACGCAGACCCCUACCGACAGCUGCAGUAUUGUCCUUCUGUUGAAUCACCAUACAGCAAAUCUGGGCCAGCCAUCCCACCUGAAGGGACCUUGGCUAGGUCACCUUCCAUUGAUAGCAUUCAGAAAGAUCCCAGAGAGUUUGGAUGGAGAGAUCCAGAACUUCCUGAAGUUAUACAGAUGUUACAGCAUCAGUUCCCUUCAGUACAGUCCAAUGCUGCAGCCUACUUGCAGCAUCUCUGUUUUGGAGACAAUAAAAUAAAAGCAGAGAUAAGAAGACAAGGAGGAAUACAGUUACUGGUGGACCUGUUGGAUCAUCGAAUGACAGAAGUCCACCGUAGUGCCUGUGGAGCUUUGAGAAACUUGGUGUAUGGGAAAGCAAAUGAUGACAACAAAAUUUCUCUGAAAAACUGUGGUGGUAUCCCAGCAUUAGUACGCUUGCUCCGCAAGACUACAGAUUUGGAAAUCAGAGAACUGGUCACAGGAGUUCUCUGGAAUCUAUCCUCGUGUGAUGCACUGAAAAUGCCAAUCAUCCAGGAUGCCCUUGCAGUGUUGACUAAUGCAGUGAUCAUCCCUCACUCGGGAUGGGACAACUCGCCCCUCCAGGAUGAUCACAAAAUACAGCUCCAUUCAUCACAGGUGCUGCGCAAUGCCACUGGGUGCCUAAGGAAUGUCAGCUCUGCUGGAGAGGAGGCCCGCAGAAGAAUGAGGGAAUGUGAUGGACUUACUGAUGCAUUGCUAUACGUGAUUCAGUCUGCUCUUGGGAGCAGUGAAAUUGAUAGCAAGACCGUUGAAAACUGUGUAUGCAUUUUGAGGAACCUCUCAUACAGGCUUGCUGCAGAAACGUCUCAGGGACAGCAGAUGGGAACAGACGAACUCGAUGGGUUACUGUGUGGUGAUGCUAAUGGCAAAGAUACAGAGAGUUCAGGUUGUUGGGGCAAGAAGAAGAAGAAAAAGAAAUCCCAAGAUCAGUGGGAUGGAGUAGGACCUCUUCCAGACUGUGCAGAACCACCAAAAGGAAUCCAGAUGCUGUGGCACCCUUCAAUAGUCAAACCCUACCUCACACUUCUCUCUGAGUGCUCAAAUCCAGACACACUGGAAGGAGCAGCAGGUGCACUGCAGAACUUGGCUGCAGGAAGCUGGAAGUGGUCAGUGUAUAUCCGUGCUGCCGUCCGCAAAGAAAAAGGCCUGCCGAUCCUGGUGGAGCUACUUCGAAUAGACAAUGAUCGCGUGGUAUGUGCAGUUGCUACAGCUUUACGAAACAUGGCCUUAGAUGUCAGAAAUAAGGAGCUAAUAGGCAAGUAUGCCAUGCGGGACCUGGUCCACCGACUUCCAGGAGGUAACAACAGCAACAGUUCAGCAAGCAAGGCCAUGUCGGAUGACACCGUUACUGCCAUUUGCUGCACUCUGCAUGAAGUCAUCACUAAAAACAUGGAGAAUGCCAAGGCCUUACGGGAUGCAGGAGGCAUUGAGAAGCUGGUUGGCAUUUCCAAGAGUAAAGGAGACAAGCACUCACCAAAAGUGGUGAAAGCAGCAUCUCAGGUCCUAAAUAGCAUGUGGCAGUACAGAGACCUGAGAAGUCUCUACAAGAAGGAUGGAUGGUCACAGUAUCACUUUGUAGCCUCAUCUUCAACAAUAGAGAGGGAUCGGCAAAGACCAUACUCUUCAUCACGCACGCCCUCCAUCUCUCCAGUGCGCAUGUCUCCUAAUAAUCGCUCAGCAAGUGCCCCAGCCUCACCUCGGGAAAUGAUCAGUCUAAAAGAAAGGAAAACAGACUACGAAUCAACUGGAACAAAUGUCGCUUACCAUGGUAAUAAAGGAGAACACACUUCCAGGAAAGACACCAUGACAGCUCAAAAUGCUGGAAUCUCAACUUUGUACAGGAAUUCUUACGGUGCACCUGCUGAAGAUAUCAAACACAACCAGGUUUCAACACAGCCAGUUCCACAGGAGCCCAGUAGAAAAGAUUAUGAACCGUAUCAGCCGUUUCAGAAUUCGACAAGAAACUAUGAUGAGUCCUUCUUUGAGGAUCAAGUGCAUCAUCGCCCACCUGCAAGCGAAUACAACAUGCAUCUGGGACUAAAAUCCACUGGCAACUAUGUCGACUUCUAUUCAGCUGCUCGUCCCUAUAGUGAACUUAACUAUGAAACAAGCCACUAUCCAGCUUCUCCAGAUUCCUGGGUUUGAGGCUUGGGCAAGACACAAAUGCUCCAGGAACUGUGCAUGUGCAUGCAUACCACAAGACAUUUUUUUCCCUGCAAAUUUAGUUUGUUAAAGCCUGUUCCAUAGGAAGGCCCUGAUAACCAGUGUGGGAAAUUUAAGAUAUUUUAGAAGGCUAAAAGAAAUGAAAGUUAAACAUGGAAGUCAUUAGAAAGAUAAAGAUAUAUAUAUAUAUAUAUUACAGUGUGGGACAACUUUACUGUUGGCCUAUAGAGUCUAAAACAAUGGUGCUGUACACUGAAUGUGGCUGAAGGAAGGAGGGUGAAUAUGACAGUGGAUGUGGGUCAAGAGUUAAGCACAAGACACUAAGCAGUUUACAUACUUUAUGGGGAACAGCUUCUCACACUUUGUUUGAUAUCCUUAUUCAUUGUGAAUCUAGGCUUCAAGUUGCAUUUGGGGUUUCCUCUGUACAGCAAGAUGUUUCUUGCCUUUUGUUAAUGCAUUGUUGUAAAGUAUUUGAUGUACAUUACAGACAAAAAAAACCAAGUGCAUUGUGUAUAUUACACCAAUGCCACAGUGUUUCUUCAUCUAUGGUUCUAAAUAUUGCUUCAAUUUCAAAAUUUUGAAAGAUGUAUGAAUUUCCAGUUUUUUUGUUUUCUUUUCCCCAGUGCGUUUUAACAACAACAACAAAAAGGAAUAUUUAGCAGUAUUGUUCGUUCUGAUAUGUGAAUUUGUUUGUGGCAACUAAAAAAAAAAGGCAUUCAGCAGUUUCUGACAAUUAACAUUCAUCAUUCCACUCUCCUUGUCAACAAAGUGCUUUUUCACUGCCUAAAAUUUUAGAUGUAGAUAUUUGAAAUAGAUUUUUCAUUUAUACCAGUUUUCUUUAUGAUGAUACAGUGUUAAAAGAAAAUAAAUUACAAUUGAUCUGUCAUCCAUAUUUGCUAAGAAUGUCUAUUUCCAAGCACCUAUCAUAAAAAUACACAUUCUUGCUUGUGUGUGUCCAUGUAUGCAUAAUAUUCUGUGUGCGUGUGUGUGUGUGUGUGUGUGUGUGUGUGUGUGUGUGUGUGUGUGGUAUAAGAGUUAUUUUCAUCUGCUGUUCUCCUUGUUCAAGCUUAAAUUUUUUUACAGUGGAAACUCCAGUAUGUAUUUUUCCUCAUCCACUAUGGAUAGUGAGUCAAAAUAUUAGGACAGUUCCAAGUGGAGUUAUAGGGUUUUAACCCAUUCCUUCAUUCUUAGAUGCCAUUCCCUUCAAGAUCCCAUCCCUCAAUAUUGUUACCAUGAAGAAAAAUCUCAACCUAGUCUGUAUUGCCAUCCUAGGACCACCCACUAGCAAGUGCUACAGGCAGAAGCAGUGUAAUCUCUUCAUGCUCCUGAGGGAGAGAGAACAUCAAAGCACAACAGGCUAGCACGGUUGGUUCUUAAAUCUGGACAAGGACCCAGCACUGAGAUACUGGCACAGGCAUUUUUCUUUUAAUCAUACCAAAAAUAUUCAUUAGAUAUAAAAACCAUUGACCAUUUCUGUACAUUUAAAAACUCAGAUAAAAAAUGGAACUGAUAAGAGCUAGAAUGAGCUUUUUUAUUAUUUUUUCCCCAAAAAAUGUGGAGCAAUGAACGGAGAUACUUUUAUCUUCAUUCAUCUACAGCUUGGAAGUAAAAAAUUUGAAUCCACAAUAUACAGUAUUCAUAUCAUUCAACUAACUGCAAUGCACAGUCUUGACACAACUAGAUCCAAUACAAAUGAAAUAUUUGUAAAUUAGUGAAGCUUCAGCACAUAGUUUGGUUUAGGGAUACAAACAUUUCUGUGAUUACUCAUUGUAAUAGUCUCAGCAUUGCCUGAAUUAUACCCCAGAGGCAGGAAAAACUUUCUCAAAUCCUUAUCUGUAUUACAGAGCAAAAAUAGUACAGGUCACUGGGGCAAGUGUUGUGAUGUAGACAUGGUUUAUCAGUAAUCUAGCACUGUAGUUGAAUCUUUCUGGCAAAUCUUCCCAGUGUAUGAUAAGCAACCUUAGCUCUUCUUUGUAGUAAACAGGAAAAAUUGCAUGGAAAAAAAAGGAGGGAGGGGCACUGUAGGCCAAAUGUAUAUUGAGGUAGCUACAAAUAUUAUUCAUAAUUUUGGACACAGGCUGUUUAUAUUUUCUUUAUUAAGUGGGUGUUAAAAAGAUAAGUGACAUUUGCAGCACUCUUCUGAACAAAGCACAUUUUCAGUAUAAAGAAAAU